AUGUCAAAUCGUCAACAGAUAGACUCUGUCAUCGAUGAUGAGGACGAGUUCUGCCCCCUUUGCAUCGAGGAAUUCGACCUGUCCGACAAGAACUUUAAGCCAUGUCCUUGUGGAUACCAAAUCUGUCAAUUCUGCUACAACAACAUCAAGACCCACAGUGAAGAAGGCCGUUGCCCCAACUGUAGACGGGUCUACGAUGACAGCACUAUACAGUAUAAGGUUCCCGAUGCAGAUGAAUUUAAAGCGGACUUGGCAUUAAAACAUCGAAAGGCUGCCGCUGCGAAGAAGAAGGAGGCGGAAAAGCGCGAGAUCGAGGCUUCGAGUCGGAAGAACUUGGCCGGCGUAAGGGUCGUGCAAAAGAACCUUGUCUACGUGAUUGGCCUCAACCCCACCAUACGCGACGAAAGUCAGCUCCUCCAGACGCUUCGCGGACGGGACUAUUUCGGUCAAUAUGGAGACAUCGAAAAGAUUGUCGUCAGCAAAGCGAAGCCCGGUGGCAAUCCCAACCAAGGCAUCGGUGUCUACGUCACGUAUUCGAGGAAGUCGGACGCCGCAACCUGUAUCUCUUCGGUGGACGGGUCUGUAAAUGGUGACCGUGUCUUGAGGGCUCAAUACGGCACGACGAAGUAUUGCUCCUCAUUCCUGCGCAACGAACAGUGCCAUAAUAGAAAUUGCACCUUCCUGCAUGAGACGGGCGAGGACAGCGAAAGCUAUAGUCGGCAGGAUCUUUCCUCCAUGAACACCCUUUCCAGUCAACGUCCGAACGGCGCGCCCAGUGGACUCAGUCAUACGUUCCCCCCACAUGUCGCCCGUUCGUCCGCAAUGCCGUUGUCACAACCAAUGCGCCGUCAGCCGAGUAAAGACGACGCUGUCAGCAGCCGUCCUCCUGAUGGGUCCGCCCUUCCUUCCUCGGCGAGCUGGGCGAACAAAGACUCAGCGAUCAAUCGCACAAGGCGGGCAAGCCUUACUGGUAGCCAAGCGUCUCAAAGCCCACGACCCGCAAAUGCUACGGUUGUGACUAGUAUAGAGGAGCCGAAGCGUGCCGACAAACAACCCGCAAAUGUUUCCGCAAUUGUUCCAGAACGCCGCCAAACUCCAGUGCCGGAGCCACUGUCUUCCACUCCUGAAUCUCCUGUUGAAUCUCACCCACCAACUGACACGGAGACUCCCUUAUUUGAGAACUUAAUCAAGGCAGUUAAUUCACCUGAUUUCAAAUUUGUCUUUUCGGCGGCUGGUCUGCCGGCAGAAGAGGUUGCUCUCAUUGAGAAUCACCCUUCCUUCAUCGACCCUUAUGGUGGCGUAAAACGUCGCGCUAUGCGGGAGAAAGCUGAGCAGGAGCGUGCAAAAAGAGAACAGGAGCUACUUCUGUCGGCUGCUGCUGAAGAAGAAAAUCGGGAAAGCGGCAGCCUUCAGCUUGGCGGCGAGCCAGAUGAUGCCCAUCCCCCAAGAGGUCGGGGUUCGCGGGAGUCACACGGUGCUAUUCAGCCUCCUUCGCAGCAAGGCACUACAACCAACUCCGUGGUCGGCUCCCCGGUUUCUGCGACGAGUCAUCAGUUCCAGGGACUGAAUCUGGCCGGCCGGAGUUUGACUCCUCUGCAACAGCAGCAACUGAUGCUACUUAAGUCUGCGAGCAAUCAGCAGGCCGGCAUUGUGGACCCAUUGCAGAGUGGAAUAAGCUCCGCCGCCUUCGAUCAGGCUGCACAGGUUCGCCAAGGUCUUCUGCAAAACCAAAUGGUAGCACAAUUAAACGCCUUGCAAGCCCAGAAUCGCCAGAAUUCCCGCUUCUCCUUCAAUAAUGAUGCCGGCUCAAAGAACCUUCCAAAUGUUAGAAUGCUAAGUCAGCAGGCGUCCUUGAUGCAAUCUGCGACUCCCAACCCGCUUGCUGCACCCAGUCCUCAACAUGGACUAGCUAGCAACUUCUACACUAGUGGCGUUCAAGGCCCGCCUCCAGGCCUGAAGACGGCUGGCACACCUCCCAUCAGCGGAGGAGGAAUGUUCGCUCAGGGUCACGGUUUUACUACGAACUCUAACCUCGGCCUGGGUGGUAAUAUUGGGAAACAGGAAAACCCGGAAUUGAUGCGCGAGCUGCUUCGAAGUCGUAGUGGUACAAAUGCUAGUGGUUUACAGGCACAGGAUGCCGCUAAGCGUGAGUUCAUGUUUCCUUUCCUCCAACAGCACCAAACUCCCCCUCCCCUGACUCCUGCGAACGGCCUUCUCAGCUCUUUCUAUGGCUCUCAGACGGGGAAUUUCUCCGAGUCUGGGCCACAGAAGCAGAAGAAGAAGGGGAAGAAGCACAGACACGCUAACACUUCCUCCGGUGGAGGCGGUGUAGUAGAUCUUGCGGACCCGAGUAUCCUGCAGGCGAGGAUGCACCAGGUGGGUGCGAAUACUGCUGCUGGGCAAGCACUUUAUGGGAGUCAGGGUCAAGUUGACGAAGAAUUUCCACCUCUCGGUGCUCCAGCAAAGGACAAGCGUCCAGUGGACAGCUUUGGUUUUCUAGGCCGAUCCCAACUCCCUUCUGAGCCCCAAAGCUCCGCGCGGGCUGGUACUCCAACAUUACCGCCAGGUCUCCCCCUUCCCCAUGCCCAUCCAGCGGCUGCAUUGUUUCAGAGUCCUUUGAACCCUUCUAGUCCGGUCUCUACAGUUUCAGUUCCACCCGGUCUAAGUAUUCCUUUCAACAGGCUUGGGACACCGUCUCAGAACUUUCAAGAGACUGUUUCCCGUCAACAGUCGCCGGACAAUAAAAGCACUCAGGACAAUAUAACCACCUCAAACCGAACUAAGAACGCUUCCGAAAUUUCCUUAGGUUCACCAGUGCCGAAGUCAGCCAACAAAGCUCGCUCACAGACCGAGGACGACCUGACAGGUGCAUCUGUUGAUAAAUCUACCAAAAAGUCUGGAGGUGCCACUGAAGACAAGCCAACAUCGGCAACAAAGGGAAGGCCUAUGACGCUGGAAAUCCCGCUCAAUAUGGCACAAGCUCAGGAGAGCACUCCGUCGAAAGGUGAACCGUCGGCUCAGACUGUGAGCAGUCAAGCUCCAGCUUCUGCCGUCGGCUCCCGACCAAAUACACCCUUGACCGGAGUUUCGCGUCUCUCUGACUCCUCGGCUCCACGCCAAACCAGAACCCCUCCUGCUUCCGCCACUCAGUCCAUCUCGUCCCAACUUGCAACUGCAAAGGGGCGACCUGACACUCCCGGUGACUUCGGAUCUGAAGCCGAUCUCUAUACGUCCGCGUCUGUUUCCCGUGCAAACUCUCCUCUUGCGUCCUCCAGAAUUGGCUCCGCGCCUAAAGAACGUAGACAAAAGGCCAAGGAGGCGGAAGCUAAAAAGCAUGAGGCGGCGCCUAUCAUUGGAAGGAAGCGUAAAACCAAGAAGACACCUACGAGUAAUCCCGAGUCAACGAUUGCAACUCCCGAUACUCAUAAUAACGAAGCUACCAAGUCCGGUGGAAAUGAGACCAUCGAUGUUGAUCAGCGGACUGAAGCAAAGAAGAGCAAGGCGAAGGACAAAGCUAUAAAGGAUAUCAAACCCAGCCCUAGCCCUGCAGAAGCUUGGCGUUCGAAUAACACCAUUGAGCAGUUAAUUAAGGAUUCGGAAGCUGCCGGUGUCCCAAUCAAGGAACUCUUCUCGGAGCGGACUUCUGCUGGUCACUUUGACCUCAAUGCCCACCCUUUGUUCAAUCCACCCAAUCUGGCCCAACGUCAGCCUGUUGAAUUAACCGAGGAACAUCGUAAAGCGUUGCUGCGUGGGGAGCCUUAUCGUUGCCUAAUCACUCCUCGCGGGUGCAUCCUUCGUCAUUUGGGCCCGGAGGAGGAAGAGCGAUACCUCGAACUGGAGAAGAGAAUCAGUGCUACAAUCGAUCCCUUUCCAGAAUAUCCGCCCACCUCGGUCACAGAACCUGACAUGACUAACCGUGGCGGUGGGCUUGAUGCUCUCUUCGCUACACCUGAAAACUUCAAUAUCUGUUGGGUGGACGAAACCUCGGCCGGACUUUCGUCUGCAUCGCCCUCCGAUAUGACCGCACCCAAGAGCUCGGCUGCCUCUGCUGCACCGGCCCCACCGAAUGUUCUCUCGGCAAUGGAAGCAGACAGUAAUCGCAGUCACAAUUGGGCCAUCGCCAAUACCGCUGAAUUGGUCAAUACGACUGCCACUUCUGUUCGGUCUUUUGCUGCAGCUGCCGCUAAGCACAUGCUAGGAGCUGCGGGUGUCGUGAUUGGCAGUAUGCCAGACCUGGACGACGUGGUUGGAAUGACGGACGAGGAGCUUCGCGCGUUUGCUGUCAAGUCACAGAAGGAGCUUGAGUCAUCGCGCAAGGAACUUGACUCCAUUGACAAGAAACUCAACGCCCUGGUCAAGCGGAACAAGAAGCUAGCACAGCAGGCUUUGGCCACCUCUGUUGAGGGAUGA
Aspergillus alliaceus is the source of this 4410-nucleotide messenger RNA. RefSeq names its product CCR4-NOT core ubiquitin-protein ligase subunit MOT2. The transcript is spliced from 14 exons. The record is from RefSeq and is a predicted model, not a curated record. Lineage: Eukaryota; Fungi; Ascomycota; Eurotiomycetes; Eurotiales; Aspergillaceae. Bases 1 to 4410 code for a protein of 1469 amino acids. Gene Ontology annotation, biological process: protein ubiquitination. Gene Ontology annotation, cellular component: CCR4-NOT complex. Gene Ontology annotation, molecular function: nucleic acid binding; ubiquitin-protein transferase activity.